Molecule: messenger RNA, 228 nt
Organism: Eimeria tenella
Lineage: Eukaryota; Apicomplexa; Conoidasida; Eucoccidiorida; Eimeriidae
Exons: 2
Coding region: 1-228 (75 amino acids)
Source: RefSeq, a predicted model, not a curated record
AUGCAACAUGCAGAAAUGGACGGCAAGCUCCAACGAAUAUGCACAGAGAUGCCUUCCAAGGAGCCUCCCACAGAGUUCUAUUCGGUGCAGGGAGACGAGCACCUGGCCACAUGGGAAAUAGACAUCGUGCAAUUUAAAUUGAAGUUGCAGCGUGCGCUUCACGCCUGGGUCUGGCGGGACAUAGAACUCGGCCAGAUUAGGAGCGUCUAUGCCGCUUGGGUGAAGUGA